Messenger RNA from Brenthis ino (lesser marbled fritillary), 2397 nucleotides. NCBI's taxonomy places the organism in Eukaryota, Metazoa, Arthropoda, Insecta, Lepidoptera, Nymphalidae. The record is from the annotation of a GenBank genome assembly.
AUGGAUUCUAAAACUAACUUAAUUUUACUAACAAUAGUUAUAUGUAUAGUAGCAACAGUUGCUCAAAGAAAGACCUAUGAAGGUUACAGUGUAUAUAAACUAACACCAAGAUCAGAAAAUGAUUUGAUAGUUUUGAAGAAUUUACAGAAAAGUGGAGUAGGAGAAUUCUGGGAGGAUCAAUUUUAUAUAAAUUAUGAAAUAAGAUUUAUGGUGCCUGGACAAAAUAAAGAUAAGUUUUAUGAGAUAAUAAACAAAGCUGGAAUUGAAGCUAAAGUAGCUAUAAAGGAUAUGCAAAGUGCAAUAGACGCCCAAUUGAAUCCGAUAAAGCGGAGUGCAGAAACUUCAUUUCUUUCAAUGAAUUGGAACCAAUAUCAUAGUCUUGAAGAAAUAUAUGAUUGGCUUGAUGAGGUAGAGAGAAACUACAGCAAUGUGGUAACAGUAGUUAAUAUGGGUCAAUCUGUUGAAAACAGAACAAUUAAAGGUAUCAAAAUAAACUACCGUCCUAAUAGUGAUGGGAAUAAUACAAAUAAAGUAAUAGGAAUGCUACAAGGUACAUUGCACGCUAGAGAAUGGAUAACCGCUAGUGUUGUAACGUGGAUUAUAAAAGAAUUUUUAACCAGCACUAAUACUGAAAUUAGAUCGAUGGCAGAGAAUAUUGAAUGGCACUUAUUCCCUGUUGUUAAUCCAGAUGGAUAUGUAUAUACGUUUAGCACUAAUAGAAUGUGGAGAAAAAAUAGGAGUAGAUACAACUUUACAUCUUGCGCAGAGUCUGGUGUUUCAGAUGACAUGAGUAAUGGAGUUGAUCUGAACAGGAAUUUUGAUUUCGCAUGGAUGCAAAUUGGUGCUACUGAUGAUCCAUGUUCUAAUCUUUUCGCUGGACCGGCGCCAUCUUCAGAACCCGAAACCAGGGCUAUAUCUCAAUAUGUCUUAAAUCUCAAUAAUCAAGGUCGUUUCCUGUAUUUCAUAGAUUUUCACUCAUACACUCAACUCGUAGUUAUACCAUAUAGUCACGUGAACAGAACUGGUGAAAUGCCUAGCAACUUUGACGAUAUGUAUCAAAUAGCAACUAAUGGUGCCGAAAAACUUAAGGAAAGAUUUGGAACUACUUACAGAGUGGGGGUUUCUGCUGAUAUUUUAUCCAGUAAGGCUUAUGUUAGUUAUGAAAAUUAUAAAGUGUAUAAAGUUGUACCGGAAACAGCAAAGCAAGUGCAGAUUUUAACAGAUUUACGUAAAGAGCCACAUUAUAAUUUUUGGACGGAUAUAAUAAAUAUUGGCGAAGAUGUAAAGAUUAUGGUAUCGCCAAGUCAAGAUGAAGAACUUGCUAAGUAUCUUCGUAGCGUUGAAAUGGAUCCAGUUCUUGCUAUAUCUAACGUUCAAGACUUAAUUCGUGCACAAAUGAAACCAGCCAAUGGGAUUUCAAGAAGUAAUCAACUUGGCUCUAUGAAUUGGAAUCAAUAUUUUACUUUAGCACAAAUCUACGCCUGGCUUGAUGAGCUGCAAAAUUUAUACCCUAGCACCGUAAGAACAGUAAUUGCCGGAAGAUCAAACGAAGGGCGGGAUAUUAAAGGAGUGAUUAUAGAUUUCAAGAACGGUACAAGAGGAUCUAACCCCCUAAUUGGUAUGAUAGAAGGUGGUAUUCAUGCCAGGGAAUGGAUCUCACCAGCUACAGUUACUGGAAUUAUCAAAGAAUUUUUAACUAGUGAUGACGCUGAUGUUAGACAUCUCGCAGAAACUUUUGUUUGGCAUAUAUUCCCUGUAAUAAACCCUGAUGGCUAUGUUUACACGUUUUCAGACAAUCGAAUGUGGAGAAAAAACCGCAAUACCGCACACAACACGAAUUGUUCUCUUUCUAACGACAGAAGCAAUGGUAUUGAUCUCAACAGAAAUUUCAACUACUUAUGGAUGACAAUUGGAGCUUCUUUAGACGCUUGUACAGAAACCUUCGCUGGUCCACAUCCAGCAUCUGAACCUGAAACUAUAGCCAUAUCUAACUACGUCUUAGGUUUGAAGAAUAGUGGAAAUUUGCUUUAUUACUUUGCUUUCCAUUCAUACUCACAGAUGACUCUCAUACCGUAUAGUCAUCUGUCAGGUGAUCGAGUUCUAGAAGUUCCGAACUAUGGGGAUCUCGUAAAUGCUGUAUCGGGCUCUAGUUUUGAUUGGGUGAAAGGUGUAGCGGAUGUGCCUAUAGUGUAUCUAUUUGAACUCCGUGACGUUGGUGACUACGGAUUCCUUUUACCUCCAGAAGAAAUUAUACCGAACAACGAGGAAAUUAUGGCAUGUUUAGUAGAAAUGGACAAAACUGCAAUGAAAUUAAGAUACUAUCAAUCUGCAGGAUCUAUGGGUUUAGCAUCCAUGGCGUCUUUGAUAAUGGGUGUUUUCUGUUUGAUGAUUGUACAA